AGGUGUUCCUGGUAGCCAUCUUGGAUACACGGAGUGAUUGUUUGGCAAGUAGGUAUAUAGAAAAUAAAGAAAUACCUUCAAAGGCAGGCCCAUUCAUAUCGGAGUAAGAGGUGCAAUAGAGAAAAGAGAAGAGCCCGUGACCAGCCAGACGAGAAGGCAUGAAGACAGCAUCUUAGUACAGAAGCCAUGGCGGACAAGAGAAAACUUCAAGGUGAAAUAGAUCGAUGUCUGAAAAAAGUGGCGGAAGGAGUGGAGCAGUUUGAAGACAUCUGGCAGAAGCUUCACAAUGCAGCUAACGCAAAUCAGAAAGAGAAAUAUGAAGCUGACCUCAAGAAGGAGAUCAAGAAGUUACAGAGGCUCCGUGACCAGAUUAAAACCUGGGUGGCCUCCAACGAGAUCAAAGACAAACGGCAGCUAGUGGAGAACCGCAAGCUCAUUGAAACGCAAAUGGAGCGCUUUAAGAUAGUGGAGCGGGAGACCAAGACCAAGGCGUACUCCAAAGAAGGCUUAGGUCUGGCGCUGAAGGUGGACCCUGCCCAGAAGGAGAAGGAGGAAGUAGGCCAGUGGCUUACGAACACAAUAGACACUUUGAAUAUGCAAGUGGACCAGUUUGAGAGCGAGGUGGAGUCGCUCUCUGUCCAGACACGCAAGAAGAAAGGAGACAAAGAGAAACAGGAGCGGAUAGACGAACUGAAGCGGAUGAUCGAGAGGCAUCGCCACCACAUUCUCAUGUUGGAGACCAUCCUGCGCAUGCUGGACAAUGACUCCAUACAGGUGGACUCCAUCCGCAAGAUCAAGGAUGACGUGGACUACUACCUGGACUCCUGUCAGGACCCCGACUUUGAGGAGAACGAGUUCCUCUACGACUUGGACCUGGAGGAAAUCCCCCAGACUCUGGUGGCCACUUCUCCCCCGGGCAACUCCACCAUGGAUGAUGAGCUGUUCCAGCAGCACUCCAGCAGCACGCCCACCACCUCCACCUCCUCCUCGCCCACGCCUCCCUCACCCGCCACCUGCGUCAUGGAGAACUCUGAGGAUGACAAGAAACGCGGCCGCUCCACAGACAGCGAGGUCAGCCAGUCACCGGUGAAGAACGGGAACCCUUCAUUGUCUUCCUCUUCCUCCUCCUCCUCUUCCUCUUCCUCCUCCUCCUCCUGCUCAUCUUCGUCGUCGUCUGCGUCCUUGGGGACUUCCUCGUCCUCCUCCUCGAUGGUCUCCAUGGCAACCAUCACCGCCGCCGUCAGUGGCGGCGGCGCGGUUUCCGGGAGCGGAGUCCCGGCAGGAGGCCUCCCCGUCUCGGGCAGCUACAGCUCCGCCACGCAGGGGCACGUGCAGUACCAGCAGGCGGCCAAGAGUGCCGCCGCCGCCGCUGCUGCCGCUGCCGCUGCUGCUGCCGCUGCUGCUGCCGCUGUCUCCACGACGACCUCCCCCGCCACCGCCGCAGUCACUAGCAACGCCUCCAGCCCCGGCAGCGGGUUGUUGCCCAGACCCUCUUCGUCCAGCUCCUCACCUCCCACCAGCAGCCAUUCUCAAACGCCGCCCGCUGUGGUGCCUGGCAUGGGCGGGUCAUCUGGGUUUGGCACGGGCGCGGGCCCCGUUCCAGGAAGCGGCGUUCUCGGCCACUCUGGGAUGCCGGCGUCCCUCAGCAGCAUGUCGGCGCUGUUGGCCGGCUCGGGCUCCACACCAGCCCCUUACGCCCAGGCGGCCGCCUCCAACGCCAACGCUAUCGUCAACAGCCUGAUCGCUAACGCUAGCGGCAGCCCCUUGGGGAGCGUGGUCGGGACGACGGUGACCUCCGUGUCCUCGGGCCUCCUGGGCAUGGCCCCUACCUCCCUCAGCCUGGCCCCGGGCUCCACGAGCGGCGCUCAGGGGCCCCCCCUAGUGGCCCCCACCCCGCUGGCGGGAGGAGCGGCCCCUGGAGGGAACUCAGGAAGCUUGCCGGCGAUCGCCAGGCCCCCUAGUGUCCAAAAGCAGAAUGGCAGCACAAGUUACAGCGCUGUGCUAGCUGAAAGCACAUCAGAUGUCGCCCUUAAUAGUGUCAGCCAAUCACAAAACAGCCAGUCAACGUCCUUGGGCUCCUCAACAACUCAGCCUAAGGAUGUAGGGUCCAGCCUGUUCCCACCCAGCAGCCCCUCCCCAUCAUACAGCGAGGCCAAACCAGCAGGAGGCAGCCUUCUCAACGGCCCCCACUCUUACACACAGGUCAUGGAUGGCAUUAAGGAACCUCUGAGUUCUCUGAAGUCCAUGGCUGAAAGGGCAGCUUUGGGGUCAGGCCUGGACGGAGAGAUGGCUAGCUUGCACCUUACUGGGGACAUGUUCCCCAGCUCUACGGCGCCCCCUGGUGCUCCCACAGCACCGCAGCUGUCGCACUCAGAGGUGAACAUCCCCCCGUCGCUGGGCGUGUGCCCGCUGGGUCCUGUGCCCUUGUCCAAGGAGCAGGGGUACCAGCAGGCCAUGCAGGAGUCGGCCUGGGGGCACAUGCCCCACCCGUCUGACUCCGAGAGGAUCAGGCAGUACCUCAUGAGGAACCCCUGUCCUACACUGCCUUUCCAUCACCAGGUGCCCCCACCCCACUCGGACACCGUGGAGUUCUACCAGAGACUCUCCACAGAGACACUCUUCUUCAUCUUCUACUACUUAGAGGGCACAAAAGCCCAGUAUCUGGCGGCCAAGGCCCUUAAGAAGCAGUCUUGGAGGUUCCACACCAAGUACAUGAUGUGGUUCCAGCGACAUGAGGAACCCAAGACCAUCACGGAUGAAUUUGAGCAGGGCACAUAUAUUUAUUUUGACUAUGAAAAAUGGGGCCAGAGGAAGAAGGAAGGGUUCACGUUCGAAUACAGAUACCUGGAAGACCGAGACCUGCAGUGAUGAAGAGAGUGACAGAGAGAAAGAGAGAGAGGGAGAGAGAGAGAGAGAAAGAAAAAGAGAGAAAGAGGUGAAUAGUGGGAUACUGGCAACAUUCCUGGACAGAGUUCUAUCUGCAGUGGGAGGUGGGGUCGGAUGUGGAAUAGGAAGUGGUCCCUGAGGCCCCUCCCCUUUCCCCAUCAUGCCCCACCUAUUAGUUGUAAUGCUUACCAUCGAUUUGCUGCCCUGCCUCCUCCUGUCCAGUCAGGCCAGAUGAUUGGUACAGAGCCUUUAACAUCGUGGCCUUUAUUGGUUGAUAAUAACCCCCACCCCCAACCCCCGCCCUCCCAAGUCACGUAUUCAACAGCAAAUAAGAACCAAAGACAAUGGGUCCAACAUUCUCUCCAGGGCUGCAGCUCUAACAAAUAUACACACACACACACCAAUGCUCUGCCAGCACACACACUAACUGACAGCGUAUAACUGACCACCGAGCGAGGAACACCAGCUCUAAUACUCACCUCGCCGUACAAAUGCCCAGCACAGGGGUGGGUGGGUGCUUACACACACACACACACAAACCUGUGCACACUCAUGCCUUCCAGAAACUCAGAGGUGAGCAUCUUGCUGGGUGUUUUCUUUGGCGGCCCCUCUUUGUCAGUCUCAUCGAAGUGGACAUCAGGUGGAACUCAAUCAGGUGUCAAUAGAGCAGAGAGUGUACUUGCAGAAGCGUUGAGGUCUGUGGAGAGAAUCUUGUCCCUGCCUAAAUUGUAGGGAACAGAACCAACCCCACAGACUGCACAAGGGGCAGCUACGUGAGACAAUGAACGAGGCCAUUUUGAUGUAACUUCAGUUCCAUUUGAUUUUGGUUGCACUUCUUAUCCCCCACCCCCCACCCCCUGAAUGUAGAGUCAACAUUUCAACAUUUCUCUUCUGCCAUGAACGGCCUCAGACAGGGACCAGUGAGUACUGGAGAAGCAGCAACAGAGCAUCAAAACAACAAUAGGACAACAACAACAACAACAACAUACAGUCUCUCUCUUUGCCCUCGUUGCCCACAUUUCAGCACAACAAAUCAAGCACCUACAAGUUAACCGGAGGAAGGCGUCUCGUGCCUACUGCCUUAAUGGCGCCCAUUAUGCCCCCCCCCCACACACACACACACACACAACCCCCCACCCCCAUGCAGAAGCCAUUUCCAGCCCCACAUGCUUUUAAAAACAACAAGCAGAACUCUCCGGAGUCUGGAGUGCCAUGUGAAUGUUUCGUCUUUUCAGCAGCGGGAGCGUAGACACUCGACUCGACAAAAAGACAAGUGAAGAAGCUGAUGUUUCUCUCCUUUUUUUUUUUAUUAUUAUUAUUUUCCCCGAUCAGACGUGCGGUUUUCCAUUGGCUGCAGUCUGGUGUUGUUUUAAUGUUGCGUUGCAAAAAGGGGCUCUCCUGAAAUCCUUUCCCCCUGAACGCGCGUUGUACAGACUUUUCCGUUUCCCCAGCUAUUUUGUCUGUGAUUGUCUGGCCAUGUGAUACAGAAGACAGUCACAGUGGGAAGAGAAAAAAACACACAAAACUGAAAGUAAAUGUCACGUAAUAAAGGAUUGUAAGAUAUUAUUAAAAUAACUACUUUUCAGAA
This is a messenger RNA of Alosa alosa (allis shad), 4474 nucleotides long. It is a transcript of the gene cnot3b, whose product is annotated as CCR4-NOT transcription complex, subunit 3b. Gene Ontology annotation, biological process: nuclear-transcribed mRNA poly(A) tail shortening; regulation of DNA-templated transcription; regulation of stem cell population maintenance. The record is from RefSeq and is a predicted model, not a curated record. NCBI's taxonomy places the organism in Eukaryota, Metazoa, Chordata, Actinopteri, Clupeiformes, Clupeidae. Gene Ontology annotation, cellular component: P-body; nucleus; CCR4-NOT core complex.